AUGGCGCCCAACAUCAUCGUCUCGCGACCCACAUUCCCGACCUACAUCCUCCCGAGCUUCAACAUCCCCUUCCGCCGCUCAACCGCGACCUCGCUACCCCCGUCCGCCCCCGCCUCGGACUCCGCCCCGACCCCGGCCGCGAGCCAGGUUCCCUCCUUGAGCUCCUCGCCGACCUCGUCCACGACUGAUGAGACCGCGACUCCACCAAACAGCCCCCCGCCGCCAUCGUACCACGAUGCCAUAACAACGACCGCAACCGACAUCCGUCUUGCAACAACGAAAUCCGCAACAGUCGGCGGCGACGGCGGUCUCUACCUUGCACGCACCCAGCCAGACACCCUCCGCUGCUCGACCUGCUCCUGCGACGUCGCCUUCUCUUCCCAGAUCGUCAGCAAGGGCUUCACAGGCCGCUACGGCCGCGCCUACCUCGUCGCGCCCACGCCACCCCCGCCGGCCCCGAUCUCGGGCGGCGCCCCCACCCCGAAGGCGGGCGGCAACACCGGCGCCGCCGGCCCCGGGUCCCUCGCCAACGUCCGCAUCGGCCGCUGCGAGAACCGCCAGCUCGUCACGGGCUGGCACGUCGUCGCCGACAUCACCUGCGUCCUCUGCAGCGCCAAACUCGGCUGGAAGUACGUCGACGCCAAGGAGCUCAGCCAGAAGUACAAGGUCGGCAAGUUCAUCCUCGAGGUCGAGCGCGUCGUGCCCUUCCGCAGCUGGGAGGACGUCCCCUCGCCGGGCGGCCGCGGUUGUGUUCCGGGGGACGAUGGGAAGGAGGAGGGGGAGUCCGAGGGGGAGAUCGACGGGGUGAGAGAUGACGAGGACGACGAGGGCGCCGAAGACGGUGAAAGACGAGAGGGCGGUGAUGCCGACGCCGCGAGUGGUGCUGCCAAGAGCGGCGAGUCGGGGAGCGAGGAUAUCGAGAUUGUGUUUGAUUCUGAGGACGAGGAUGAGCUCGAGGACUUAUUCGCCGGGACCUGGGACCCAGAGGUUGUGGCCAAGAGACGAGGCCGCCGGGAAACGGCGACGCGGAAGAAGUAG
Molecule: messenger RNA, 1038 nt
Organism: Colletotrichum higginsianum IMI 349063
Lineage: Eukaryota; Fungi; Ascomycota; Sordariomycetes; Glomerellales; Glomerellaceae
Product: Yippee family protein
Exons: 1
Coding region: 1-1038 (345 amino acids)
Source: RefSeq, a predicted model, not a curated record